This is a messenger RNA of Hemicordylus capensis (graceful crag lizard), 1685 nucleotides long. It is a transcript of the gene TM4SF1, whose product is annotated as transmembrane 4 L six family member 1. The record is from RefSeq and is a predicted model, not a curated record. NCBI's taxonomy places the organism in Eukaryota, Metazoa, Chordata, Lepidosauria, Squamata, Cordylidae. The coding region runs from base 74 to 679 and encodes 201 amino acids. The transcript has 5 exons. Gene Ontology annotation, cellular component: membrane.
UCAACAGGUACAUGCUGGCUGGCUAGUGACAGAACUACAUUGCUGAGACGACAUUUCUAAACCUGCAAGCAUCAUGUGUUUUGGGGCGUUUUCUAAAUACGUUGGGUACAAGCUGCUCGUCCUUGCCUUGCUGUGCAUUGUGGCAAACAUUUUGCUUUAUUUUCCAAAUGGUGAUACCAGAUAUGCUUCACACAAUUAUCUCGGCAAGUAUGUGGGGUGUCUUCACGGCAUUAUAGGAGGAGGUCUUUUGGUAUUGGUGCCUGCCUUUACAUUCAUUGGAAUAGAAUAUGAUCAUUGCCGUGGAUGCUUUCACCAUGAGAACCAUGGGAGAAGCUGCUCACUGAUCGCAUCAAUCGUGGUAGCCUGUGUUGGAAUUCUUGGUGCUGGAUACUGCUUCAUAAUUUCAGCUCUGGCCUUAGCCCAUGGACCUUACUGCUACACCAGAGAUGUACACAGUGGGUGCUGUCCAUUCUCUGACUCCAGAUACCUGAUGGAGCAUGCUGACUGGCCUCUGUGCCAGGACCCAAGGGCUAUUGUGAAAUGGAAUGUGACCCUUUUCUCUAUCUUGCUUGCCUUGAGUGGGAUUGAGUUAAUUCUGUGCACCAUUCAAAUAAUAAAUGCCUGUAUUGGAGGUGUUUGCACCGCGUGUAAUGGUCACAAUGAGAAAUGCCCUUGCUAGCUUACUUGGUCUUGGAAAAUGGGUUGAGACCAUCUCAAGCUUCACUGUAAUUACGCCUAUAAUUUUGAGCUGACCUGUCAAAAUUUUAUUCCCAUGACUUGUUUUAUAUGACACAUACUGUAAAUGAUUAUUAAGAGAACAUUUGUCUAUGUUCCAUACAUUGUUCCCAAACAGAAUUAUUUUUAAUUUAGAAGAUAACUGGGCAAAGCUGUGUCUUUUAAGUCUUGUGCAAGAUUCCUUCUGAAUGGUCUCAGCUGUUGCCAUGACUUGAAUUUUUUAAAUAACAAUUUGAUCUAUUUUUAAAAAAAAAUUAGUUAGUCUCCUGCUAACUUGGCAAAGAGGCACCUUUUAACAUGGCGAUUCUCUCUAUUUAGCAGGGGGAGAGUAACUGGCCCUAUCUACCCCAGCACAGUACUUCCAGUGACUGUUGCUGGUGUUUAUCUUCUGUUUCUUUUUAGAUUGUGAGCCCUUUGGGGACAGGGAUCCAUUUUAUUUAUCUUAUUUAUUUGUUGUUUCUCUGUGUAAACUGCCCUGAGCCAUUUUUGGAAGGGCGGUAUAGAAAUAAAAAUAGAUAGAUAGAUAGAUAAAAUUAAUUAGGACCACAUUGCUUACACAGGAAUUUAUUUUUGGUGGCCUAAUGCAAGCAACCAAUGGGUCAUUUAGCAUACUAUUAUAGUUUCCCAUCGUUGACCAGGUAAUUUUCAAUUGUAUAUGUUCAUAUGAAUACUGAUUUUCCCCAUGACUGUUUUAUUGGCCCAGAUUCUAGAAGCAAGAAAUAUGGCUUCUAUGGGCUAAUGGUACAAGUUGGGGAAUGGUCAUAUAAGCAAUCCAUCAUUGUUGGAUAUUUAUUCAUAUUCAUAUAGUAGGAUAUUUAUUCUCUGACAUCUGUAGGACAUCUAAAUAUUUUGGGACGUGCAAACCUGAGGAACAGGGAGGGCAUUUUUCUAGAAUGCAAUAUCUUUCUCUACAAAACAAAGCAAGAGAGGUGGAGUGUCAGGAAGAAAAU